CACGGAUAUAAAAGAAAAGAUCUGAGCCUUGUCAUAUUCAUUGGACAUGGAUGCCCCUCGCGCGUAACUACCGUACAGGCGCCAACCUCAACCUUCUUGGGACUGCUGCCUCUUUCUAUUUUUUUUUAACAUGGAAAUUAGACUACAUCUACACUCAUUGAGCUUUAUGUUCAUGUCCCAAUAGAAGACAUAGUAUCUAAUAUUUCAGGUCAUCAUGUUUAUUCUUACCACGAUCUCGGAUCUAAUUCAGAUCUCGCCCGAGGACUUUUCCAAAUUCAGUGCCAUUGCCAUUGAGGAUAACAUCAAUGAAAAGUAUGCGAAUAAAGUCAUUCAAAAGAUAGGCCUAUGCAUAGGUUUCUAUGACUUGCUGGAAUCAUCAGACGGACUAAUUGGCCACGGGACUGGUCUCGUACAUGUGAACGUCAGGUUCCGGCUCAUUGUAUUCCGACCUUUCAAGGGAGAGAUUAUCCUAGGAAAGAUCUCCAGUGCUACUGAACAUGGUAUUAAAAUUGGAGUGGAAUUUUUCAACGAUAUUCUCGUACCCCCGGAAUUGCUUCUUGACGGAGCUAGAUUUGAUUACGCAGAUCAGGUUUGGGUCUGGGAGAACGAAGGAUCAACAUUCUAUUUCGAUAUAGGGGAGGUAGUUCGGUUCAGAGUUGAAACAGAGGAGUGGCACGACCAGAUCCCCAACGCCCCAGACCGUGGGGAUGGCACAGUGACCGAGAGGGAACCACCCUAUUCUAUCAUCGUGUGUCUCUCAGGUUUCAAUCUGCCAUCCAACUUAGAACCAUUUACUAACUUGACUCGUGUAGGGCUCGAUGCAGAUGGCCGGGUUGGGCCCCAUCUCGUGGUGGUAGCGAGGAUUUCUGGAUUCGAUGGAACCUGGAAAGGGAAAGGAAUGUGUUAUGUUCAACUUACGAUGUAUCGUCAGGGCGCAAUGAACUGGAUUCGACUUCAACAGGGAAAUGUAUUAUUGAAUAGAAAGAUUCUUGGACAUCUUGGAGACAUGCCCGAUUUCAGAUUUCAGAUCCCAUAAUUAGAACCGUAGAUCGAAUGAACC
Monascus purpureus is the source of this 1060-nucleotide messenger RNA. The record is from the annotation of a GenBank genome assembly. Lineage: Eukaryota; Fungi; Ascomycota; Eurotiomycetes; Eurotiales; Aspergillaceae.